This is a messenger RNA of Penicillium antarcticum, 1665 nucleotides long. RefSeq names its product phosphoglucomutase PGM2 (gene pgmA). Gene Ontology annotation, cellular component: cytosol. The record is from RefSeq and is a predicted model, not a curated record. The coding region runs from base 1 to 1665 and encodes 554 amino acids. Gene Ontology annotation, biological process: carbohydrate metabolic process. Gene Ontology annotation, molecular function: phosphoglucomutase activity; magnesium ion binding. Lineage: Eukaryota; Fungi; Ascomycota; Eurotiomycetes; Eurotiales; Aspergillaceae. The transcript is spliced from 3 exons.
AUGUCCGUCCAGACGGUCUCUAUUCAGCCUUUCACUGACCAGAAGCCGGGAACUUCCGGCCUCCGCAAGAAGGUCAAGGUCUUCCAGCAGCCCAACUACUCCGAGUCCUUCAUCACUAGCAUUCUCCUCUCUAUCCCCGAGGGUGUCGAGGGCUCCUUCCUCGUCAUUGGUGGUGAUGGCCGUUACUACAACCCCGAGGUGAUCUCCAAGAUCGCUAAGAUCAGUGCCGCCUACGGUGUCAAGAAGCUCCUGGUGGGCCAGCAUGGCAUUCUUAGCACUCCCGCUGCUAGCAACCUCAUCCGUGUGCGCAAGGCUACUGGCGGUAUCCUGCUGACCGCCAGUCACAACCCUGGUGGCCCCGAGAACGAUUUCGGUAUCAAGUACAACUUGGCCAACGGUGCCCCUGCCCCCGAGACAGUCACCAACAAGAUCUACGAGACCGCCAAAUCCUUGACCUCCUACAAGUACGCUGACGUGCCCGAUGUCGACACCUCCAGCAUUGGCACCAAGAGCUACGGACCCCUCGAGGUGGAGGUCGUUCACUCUACCGCCGAUUACGUGACCAUGAUGAAGGAGAUCUUCGACUUCGACCUCAUCAAGGAGUUCCUUAGCUCUCACAAGGACUUUAAGGUCCUCUUCGACGGUAUGCACGGUGUCACCGGCCCCUACGGCGUAGACAUCUUCGUCAAGGAGCUCGGCCUGCCCGCCAGCAGCACCAUGAACUGCGAGCCCAAGCCGGACUUUGGCGGCGGUCACCCCGAUCCCAACCUGGUGUACGCCCACGAACUUGUCGAGGCCGUCAACAAGAACGGCGUGCACUUCGGUGCCGCCAGUGACGGUGACGGUGACCGUAACAUGAUCUACGGUGCCAACACCUUCGUCUCUCCUGGUGACAGCUUGGCCAUCAUCGCCCACCACGCCAAGCUCAUCCCCUACUUCCAAAAGCAGGGUGUCUACGGCCUGGCCCGUUCCAUGCCCACCUCCGGAGCUGUUGACCGCGUGGCCCAGAAGCAGGGCCUGCAGAGCUACGAGGUCCCUACCGGCUGGAAGUUCUUCUGCAACCUGUUCGACAACAACAAGAUGUCGAUCUGUGGUGAGGAGAGCUUCGGCACUGGCAGCAACCACAUCCGUGAGAAGGAUGGCGUGUGGGCUGUCAUCGCCUGGCUGAACAUCAUCGCCGGUGUUGCCAAGCAAAAGCCUAACGAGACCCCCAGCAUCGCCUCCAUCCAGAACGAGUUCUGGCAGACCUACGGCCGCACUUUCUUCACCCGUUACGACUACGAGAACGUCGACAGCGACGGUGCCAACAAGGUAGUCGGAACCCUGGCCGACCUCGUCGCCAGCGGCUCCUUCGUUGGCUCCGAGAUCGCUGGCCGCAAGGUCGCCGACGCCGGCAACUUCUCCUACACCGACCUCGACGGCAGCGUCUCCAAGAACCAGGGCCUGUACGCCAAGUUCGACGACGGCAGCCGUAUCGUCGUCCGUCUGUCCGGUACCGGCAGCAGCGGCGCUACUAUCCGUCUGUAUGUCGAGCGCUACGAGGCUGACCAGUCCAAGUUUGGUCUCAGUGCCCAGGAGUACCUGGCCGACAACAUUUCCCUUGCUCUUAACCUGCUCAAGUUCAAGGAGUAUGUUGGCCGUGAGGAGCCUGAUGUUAAGACUUAA